AGCGCGCGACGGCAGUUCGUCCGGCACCACCGUCGUUAACGGUUAUCGCCGCCCUCCACGUGCCAUCGCGUGUUAUUGCGUCCGUCCGUGCGUGCGAUCGUUUUUCGUUUCCAUCGAGUAACCCAUGUGCGUCCGAUUCGUCGCUGUGCAUUGUUGUGGAAUUGUGCGGUCCGUGUAAAUAUAAAAUUUUCUCGUGAGGUUUGGUAAUUUAUUUUUUUUGGAAUUGUUUUUCGUGUUUUCCCGAAACACGCUGCCGUCGCCGUGGGAAUCGCGCGCGUCGACGUCGACGUUUGCCGCACAACGGAUACGACGAAAACCGCGAGUGUCUCGACUCUCCGGACGAAUUUCCCGCCAAAGCCGAUUAAUUUGAAUCCGAGAAAACCGCUGUGCACUCCAUACAUGUUUUAUAAAAUGUAAUUGGAGUAUGGAACUUUGCGAUAUCGGCUGGCAAGGAGUGGGAGCAGCCAUUAUAUCGUCGGAUAACCAGCUUUGAGACGUGUUGACUGUUGACGUCAUCGUCAUCAUACACAAGUGCCAGCUGUUAUGCGUAAGCAAUGAUCUACCUGUAUAAAUUGAUCACGCUGCUGUUGUGGGUGCCCAUCGUGUUACACUCGGCAUCCGAAUUGGACUGGGUCACUGUGUGCAACCAGCAAACGUGCCGAUGUAAAUGGGUCAGUGGCCAGAAGACGGCUGAGUGCAUUAGCUCGGGUCUCACUAGCAUACCGAAAAACCUGAGCAAUGAGAUGCAGGUGCUCGAUCUGUCCAACAACAAAAUACUGGAGAUGAAUAAGGAUGCGUUCCGAGAGGUGGGCUUGAUCAAUCUGCACAAGCUAAUUGCGCGGAGCUGUUCCAUCGAACUUGUCGACAAGGACGCAUUCCGCGGCCUGGAGAUACUCAUCGAGCUAGACCUAAGCGACAACAACAUUCACGUACUGCACCCGGCCACAUUCCGGGAUCCGUUCCGGUUACGCAAGAUCUAUUUGAACCAUAACCUUAUACAGCGGCUACGGAACGGUCUGUUCAACAAUAUGUCUUUCCUACAAACGGUUGAGCUUAACGCGUGCUUGAUUACGGAUAUUGAGCCCAAAACAUUCUACAACGUCACCAAGUUCAACAGCUUAGAGUUGAAUGGCAACCAGUUGACUAAUAUUAAGGCCGAGGUCCUAGAGUCCGUGCCUAGUCUGAUAAACUUGGAAAUCACCAACAACCCAUGGCGAUGUGACUGCAAGCUUAGGCCUUUUAUGAAUUUGGUUAUGAAUAAAAACCUCUAUUUCAAAACAGCAUCGUGCGCCGAACCACCGAGGCUGCUGAACAAGCUAUGGGGUGAUAUCAAACCGGACGACUUUGCAUGUCAGCCAGUCAUUCAGUAUCCUGCCCAGAGUUCUACAUUUCAGCUGGACGACGACGAGCUGAUGACUAUCGGUUGUAAGAUAUACGGAGAGCCGAUGCCAAGCGUCCAGUGGGUAUUUAACAACCGGCCCAUAUCAAAUUAUUCACACGGCGAUUACAAAUUCACGGUUUACGAGAACGUAGACAACACCAUGGCCAAGUGGAUAAAUCUAACUGUGUCUCGAUCCCGUUUGAUUGGCAAAUCCGAAUUCAAAUGCAUCGCACAAAACCCUGCCGGGCUGGAAGAGCGUAAAAUCACCGUCAUCGUUCAGGGCAGUAGUAACAAAAGCAUCCUGGGUGGUUCAGUCAGCAUGAAAGAAUCGCUGCCCAUCAUCAUCGGCCUAGUAGCCGGAAUUUUCAUCAUCAUCCUGCUGUUAAUCGUGUGUUGUUUAUGCUGUUACCGACGUCGGCCGGGGGGUGGCGGUGUGCUGUCUAAAAAAUUACACGCCAACGGCUUUUCAAAUGGCGAUGUGCCCAACCAUCAUAAUCAUGUCACGUCGCUAGUGUCCGAACCAUCUGAACAGCAAAAGAGCCUUUUGGCGGUCGUGAAUCCGGUUCAAAAACCGCCCAGAAGAUAUGAAUCAUCACCUACUGGCACCGAAAUGACCGAACUGAAGAGGAAUUUACUAGACGAGACUUCCGUUAGCGGCGAUGCCGACGAACAAUUUUACGGCGAGUCGGGCGACGAGCUGGCCAACAUCAUCGACAGCAGCGGCAUAAGCGUGGGAAACGGCCGCUCGUACCGGAAGGGAACCCAUCCACCGGACCUGUUGGCGUUCCCCCGAGGCGGCGGCGGCGGCGGCGGCCACAGUUCGCCGGCCGGCAGCGUGGUGUCCACCGUCCCGUCGUUCCAGUCGCCGUUGCACAGUCCCAUCUACUCGGGAACGCUGCCGUACAACCGGUCCCAAUCGCCGUUCAACUCGCGUCCCGCACAGCCGCCGGCCGGCUACGUGACCAUUCCGCGGCGGCCGCGCGUGCCCAGCUGGGCCAGCAGCACCGGCGUCGGCGGGGCGUCCGCGUCCACGCCGAUCGGCGGCCACGUGGACGACCCGCUGGGCGUGGGCCGGUUGUGCGAACCGGUGUACGACAACCUGGGCCCGCGGACCACGGCCGACGGCAGUUCGGUGCUGUCGCUGACCAAGGCGGUGGCCGACUCGGCGGCGGCGGCGGCCGGGGUGCACAGGCCCAAGCCUCAGUACAGUCAGACGUUACCGCACAAGACCAAGCUGCACGGCGGCGGCGGACACCGCGGCGGUCCCAGAUUCGGCGGGGACGACUCGCAGGACGCGCGCAGAGUACCGUCGCCGGCGCCCAGGUCGCCGGACAAGGGAACGCCGCCGCCGCCGUCGCAUCACGUGUCCGGCCUGCCGCAGCAGCACAACGCGCUGCCUCCAAACUACUCGCCACUGGUGGAGAUGGACGCGAGGAACAGGAGCAGCUGGGCGCCGAGCAGGGUCGGCACGCCGGAGUCGGGCGUGCUCAAGCCGGCCAGCCAGACGAGCGUCAAGCGCAAGGUGCCGCCCAAACCGCCGCCGAAGCCCAAAAUGAAGGGCGGCCCGUUGUUCGAGGACGAAGGCGAGGACGGUACCGAAGUCUAAGGCCCGUUCCCUCGCGCGCGCCACGCGAACCAAUCCUCUGUACUUCCAUGAUGAUAAUAUAAUAUUAUAUGAUAUUAUGUUAUUACGUACUCGUAUUUUUUUUUCCGUUCUCAUAUUUAUCGAUUACAUGCUAAACAUUUUUUUUUUCGUUCAUUCAUCAUCAUCAUAAGGCGUUGUACGUUUUUUGUUUUCCAUAUUUUUUUCGGCUGCUAUACAAUCGUUUCAUUUUUUUUGUUUUUUGUCCUUCUCCUACUAAAGUUUUAUAAAAAAUAAUUUAAAAUGAAAGAAUCGAAGCGUGUUAUUUUAUAGUUAUAUAUUUAUAUAUGUAUUAUAUCGCAGUGUCGCGGUCGUCGUUGUAGUCCGAUUGUUCACGAUAUAGAAAGUGUUUUUCGUUUCGUUUAAAAAGUAUUUAUAAAGAUUACCUCCUCCCGAAGUUUUUAUUCUUAUAUGUUAUAAAUAAUUGAAGAACGCAUAAUGUGUUAGCCCCUCGGGGAUCAGUCGGAGUCUUAUUCAUAAAACUCGGUAAAAAAAUGCAAUCCUCUCGUGUAAGCCUACUCACUUAACGAUGUAUUGCGCACAAAGUGUUGAGAAUAUUAAAUAAUAUGAGGUUGCUCGUUUUCGAAUUGUGAACGUGUUGUGUACUAAGAUAGUAUAUUAUAUUGUGUUGUAUUUUUUUUUUUUUUUUUUGUAUAUGUGUUUAUGUUAAUAUUAUGUUUCUAUGAAUCAAUUUCGAUUUUAUCGCAGUCAUUGUCAAUAAAAAAAAAAAAAAUUUAAAAAAAAAUAGUUGUAUCAUACAUAGUGGGCGGUAUAUUAUGUAUAAAAUGUGUUUGUUCUCAUAAACCUCUGUUGUCUAUAUAUUAUUAUGUAUUGUCUUGUUGGUGUUAUUUAUGGUCCUUUUUUAAUCUGUAGUCGAAAAGUAAAAAUUUAAUUAAGUAAUUAUAACUUCCGAUCAUUACAAUGGAUCCUUCAAUUAUUUUAUUUUACAAUUUACGCAUCUUUAAUGUAUUUUUCGUUUAUUCUAGGACUAUGUUAUUAUUUAUAUUGGAUAUUUUUCAAUUUUUGUUUAAAACAGUGAUAACACGCAUUUUAAUUAAUAAAUGUCCAAUUUUACUCUUUUGUGUGUGUUUUUAAUAUAUUUUUUAACAAAUUUUGUUUUUUUAUACUUGCUUUGAAUACCAUUAUUUUUUAACUGUACAAACAUAUUGAUAAUUUUUAAACUUUGUGUAACUUAUAUAUUAUAUUUUAUAUGUAUUAAUUAAUUAAAACUUUUUAGUCAAAUGACAAAUGUUAAAUAUUAUAUUAUGUAAAAAAAAAAAUGUUUAAUCUUUUUUGUUUGAUUUUGCUAACAUAACUUUUGAUUACAGUUAAUUUGAUUUUCCAUAACAAUGUUAAAAAAUACAAUAAUAGGUAUUGUAAAAUAGUUUAAUCAUAAAUAUAUGUUUAUUAUGAAAUGUAAAGUAAUCUGAUAAGCAUAUUAAGGCCUCUUCAUGACUCUUGCCAAUAACAAAUUUCAAAGACAUCCAACAAAAAGGUUUUUGUAGAAAUAAUUGAAUUUGUAAAAGUUCCUGUAUUUAUAUUUUAUUUUAUUAUUAUUUUGUAUUUUGUUUUGUUUAUAGUUAUUAUUACUUAAAAUACAUAAAGGUUUAAAGAUGAUAUUCUUUGGAAAGCAAAGGUUUGCGAGUCGCUAAACUAAGGUUAACCAAAAGUAUUUCUCUAUAAUUACAUAAAUAUUAUAUUAUUGUGCUCGCUAAUGACUGAAAAAUGUGGAGGCAAAAUUGUAAUUGUAUAAUUUAUAAAUUAUUACUGUUGUAAAAAAGAUGUUUGUUGUUUCAAUUAAAAUUAAAUUUAAUAUUGCAACUAUAGUUGGAAAAUGUAUAUUAAUUUUAAAAAUAAAAUAAAAUAUUAUUAUUUGUGUUAAUAUUAUAGUAUAUUUUGUAUGAAAAAUAAAUAAAUGUCAAUAAGAACAUUUCAAAUGAAAUUAAA
This is a messenger RNA of Aphis gossypii (cotton aphid), 4970 nucleotides long. RefSeq names its product leucine-rich repeat-containing protein 24 (gene kek5). Lineage: Eukaryota; Metazoa; Arthropoda; Insecta; Hemiptera; Aphididae. Bases 555 to 2987 code for a protein of 810 amino acids. Gene Ontology annotation, molecular function: protein binding. The transcript is spliced from 7 exons. The record is from RefSeq and is a predicted model, not a curated record.